Trichogramma pretiosum is the source of this 984-nucleotide messenger RNA. Its product is annotated as speckle-type POZ protein A-like. Gene Ontology annotation, cellular component: cytoplasm. Gene Ontology annotation, biological process: regulation of proteolysis; proteasome-mediated ubiquitin-dependent protein catabolic process. The coding region runs from base 1 to 984 and encodes 327 amino acids. Gene Ontology annotation, molecular function: ubiquitin protein ligase binding. NCBI's taxonomy places the organism in Eukaryota, Metazoa, Arthropoda, Insecta, Hymenoptera, Trichogrammatidae. The record is from RefSeq and is a predicted model, not a curated record. The transcript has a single exon.
AUGUCAGGCGAAAAUAAAGUGACGGGCUGUACGUACGUUGAUAAAGCGCACUGCGAUUUUACAUGGAUAAUACGGGAUUACGGAUUGGUUUAUAAUAAUCAACCUGAUCCAGUAGCAUCGCCCAUUUUCAGAGUCGGCCAAGACGAUCGGAGGCAGUUUCGAUUAGAAUUGCAUGAUAUCACAUCAGAGAUGAACAAUAAACAUUAUACAGUGUUAUUUCUAGUUUGCAAAAAGGCCGUUGAUGUUUUAUCGCUCAAAUACAAGGUAACAGUUAUUAAGGAUGAUACGAUUGUUUACAAUCGCCAAUGUUCCGAUAGAUUUGCGAGUAAUCGUUGGCAACUUUUCAUAUCUCCCCGUGAAUAUAUGCACAAAUUUAUUUCAUCUACCGAUACUGCCACUUUUCGCUGCGAAUUGACGCUUUCAACGGACGUUCGAAAGGAUUUUUCAAGCGAUGAAUCCGUCGAUACGAAUCAAGUGCAAAAAUUAGAAUUCGAUUGGGCAUUUCUUGAUAAGAAAUUAAGUGAUGUGAAACUACGAACUGCAUCUGGCAAAGAAAUCCCAGCACACAGACUAAUACUCUCUGCUGCAAGUCCAGUAUUCAAGGCCAUGUUCAGCCAUGAUACGUUGGAAAAUAAAAACCAAUCCGUUGACAUAAUUGAUAUCAGUUAUGAAAUUACACUGGAGAUGUUACGAUACGUCUACACUGGUAUAAUCGAAAAUGACAAAAUUUCCUUCAUUAUUGAACUUUUGAUGGCUGCUGACAAAUAUGCAAUUGAUGAUUUAAAGAAUAAGUGCGAGAUGACAUUAAGCUCAAAUUUAUCAUCUGAAAAUGUUGUAGAUAUUUUAAAAGUUGCCGAUAAAUGCAGCAUGAAAAAGUUGAAAAAAACGGCAGUUAAUUUCGUAAAAAUGCAUAUCAACCAGUUUUCAGACACUGACGACGUGGCUGGCAUGAUUCUCAGUAUGGAACAACUUUUUUCGAAUUAA